Messenger RNA from Echinococcus granulosus, 1884 nucleotides. RefSeq names its product Beta-catenin-like protein. Gene Ontology annotation, cellular component: spliceosomal complex. The transcript has 9 exons. The record is from RefSeq and is a predicted model, not a curated record. Bases 1 to 1884 code for a protein of 627 amino acids. NCBI's taxonomy places the organism in Eukaryota, Metazoa, Platyhelminthes, Cestoda, Cyclophyllidea, Taeniidae.
AUGGAUGUUCGAGACGUCCUCGGAUACACCUCUAAUAGUAUCUCAUCGGGUAAAAGAACUAUAAAACCGCCUGAUCCCCCAACAUUGGGACCUAGCAAAUCCAUUGAUCCUUUUGCAGAACCCCGAGCCAAGGCCCCAAGAACAGAUGAUUUCAAUGGGUUAGGAUCCAAGUCGGAUUCUCUGAAAGAAAUCGACAGUGACAUUUUGGUGGGCACUCGGACUGAAGCUGAUGAUGAGCUCGGUAUGGUUAGCGAGGAUGACAUAACUGAGUCAACCGUACGGAAGAUGUGUACCCUCCUUGAAAAGCGUAUUUUGGCCAAUCAAGAAGCUCGAACUAAGUUUCCAGAUCAGCCAACAAAAUUUAUGGACUCAGAAGUUGAAUUGCAGGAGACUCUUGAGAGUAUGCAGAUUUUAGCGGCGAACCCAAAUCUCUAUGGCGUUUUGGCUGCCCAGACACGGCCUCUUCAUUUGCUGAUCGGUCUGUUGUCUCAUGAUAACACAGAUAUCAGCGUCAACGUCAUAGACCUCCUCCAUAGUCUUCUCGAGCCAACUGGUUUGAAGGACUCUGACUCAGAUGCUAUAGGGCCUCUCCUCGAGUUUUUCUUUUCGAACCAGCUAGUACAACUUCUUACACAGAAUCUGGCACGUCUUGACGAGUCAGUUCGCGACGAAGCUGACGGUGUUCACACAACCCUUGGCAUCAUCGAGAGCCUUUUGGAUAUCCGCCCUGAUAUGGCCGUGACCAUUGCCCAACAGGGCAUAUAUUCCUGGCUUCUGCGUCGCAUUCAAAGACGACAGUUUGAUAAAAACAAGCUCUAUGUUUCCGAGGUGCUGGCUAUCCUCCUCCAACUGGAUGACGCCAAUAAGACGCGUCUGGGUGAGAUGGACGGCAUUGACGUUUUGCUCCAACAACUUGCCGCUUACAAGCGUCACGAUCCGAGCAGUCGAGAGGAGGCGGAGAUGAUGUACAAUCUCUUCGAUUGCCUCUGCUCCACCCUUAUGCUUGCUUCGAAUAAGGACAAAUUCCUCAAGGGCGAGGGUGUCCAACUCAUGAAUUUGAUGCUCCGCGAAAGACAUGCAGCUCGCGACUGCGCAUUGAAGGUGCUUGACUACGCGAUGUCGGUAGUGGCGCCGGGCGAAGGUAGCGGUGGCGGAGCAUUUCUGCUUUCGGAGGGCGAGGCAGCAGCAGCCGCCAACUGCAACAAGUUUGUUGAGGUGCUUGGUCUGCGAACAAUCUUUCCUCUCUUCAUGCAUAGCCCCCAAGCCAAAGGCGCAAAACUAGCUGCGGCAAUACGCGAAAAGUCUCUUCCUGGACCCACCUCCACGGAGAUGGAGGAGCAUAUAAUUAGUAUCGUGGCGGCUCUAUUGCGCCAAUGCACCGGCGCCUAUCUCCAUCGCGUAUUAGCCAAAUUUACAGAAAAUGAGCACGAGAAGGUGGAUCGACUGGUGGAGCUGCACUUCCAGUACCACGAGCGAGUGAAUAAGGCAAACGCCAAAAUCGCAACUUUUCGCGAACGUCUGUCUAAACGCUCGGAUAUCAGUAAGGAGGAGGUGGAUGAGGUAGUCGCCUUGAAACGCAUGGACAGCGGUCUCCUCUCCCUCCAACUGAUUGACGUCUCCCUCCUCGAUAUUGCUGUCAAUGGUGCACCCUCUGUUUUCCCUUGUAUUCAACGUUUUCUGAAGAUGCGAGGUGCGUCCACGUCGACUCUUAUGGAGACUGUUAGAGACUACGCGGAGAGUCUGGGUGAGAGUCGAACCGCCAUGACAACUGAAAAGGCGCGAGUCCUGCGUCUCAUUGGUAAAUUCGGCGAACUGAACGCUAAAUCUCCCUUUCCCGUCCCUGCUGAUCACAAUAACCCUCCGCCUCCACCUCUACCGCAAUGA